This is a messenger RNA of Ceratitis capitata (Mediterranean fruit fly), 1130 nucleotides long. RefSeq lists its product as uncharacterized. The transcript is spliced from 2 exons. Lineage: Eukaryota; Metazoa; Arthropoda; Insecta; Diptera; Tephritidae. The coding region runs from base 95 to 658 and encodes 187 amino acids. The record is from RefSeq and is a predicted model, not a curated record.
AUUGACAACACUUACAACAAUUAUCAUAAACAUAUUUCAAUUGUUUACAGUUACUCAGGAAUGUCGCAAAUAAGUAUUUUUAAGAAUUCAAGCUAUGUCUUAUUUAUUAACUGAAAUUGCCCUCGAAAUGCUGGGAUAUAAGUUUUAUGACAUUGACGGAAACCACGGUCCUACUAAUUUCCAACAGGUUAGUGCCGGAGAAGAAAGUCGUCGGAACGAAAUAUCCGGCGAAACAUUGCAAACGAUAAUUGGACUUGGUCCAGAUGCUGAAAAUGUACAUAUUAAUGGAUCGAUUAAAUCUGUCGAAGAGCAUGCAAAUAUUGAAAAUGAUAAAUCUGUAACAGGAGAAACCGAACAGAAACAUUCUUAUUCAGCAGGAUUGAAGAGGCUUUUGGAUCUUGAAUAUAAGCGACUUCACAACCAGUUUGAGCAUGCGGUAAAUGAUGAGGCAGAUCAAUUGAUAGAUACAAGUGAUGAAGAGAACAGCAAAGAUGAUAUUUUAAAGAUGUUCUUACUUAAGGAGAAAGAAAAAAUAGAACGUGAAGCGCAGACUCUUCAAUCUUUUCGGAAGUUAGUGGAAAAAAGCACUUAUAUGAUGAACAAAGAAGUUUUCAAUCAAUACAAGCGAAUUUUCGGAAGUAAGGUUGUAGCUGCGUAACAAUUUCUCUGUAGCAACACAUUGAUCAUUUACAGCGGGCAAUGUACCAAUUAUUAGAACACUUUAAAAGCGAGAACUUCUAAUUCAAGAUGCAUAUGUUUGACUAUAUUCUUAAAUAACUAAUGAAUAUGCUUUAAAAAUAUAAUAUAUGUAACUGGUUAUUUGUUAGGUUUUAUUUCAUGUCAGAAAUGCAUUUGGAGGCCUAUAUUACUUGCUGAAAGGAUACCGUAAAUGGAAAAAUUAACUUAGUUUUACUUAAAUUAUUUUCUAAAUCUUUUUUUUAUUUUAUUUUUUAGAAAUCAAAUAAUGCACAAAUUUUUUAAAUGUUAUUUCACUCGAAAACUAAUACAACCCAAUUUGUGGUGGGCGCCUUGGCGUCUCCAACAAAUUGAUUGACCGAAGUGCUGAAUACAGACCGCUAAUAUAAUACAAAAUAAACUAAUGGUGGUUGUUUUGUAACCACAAAAACAUU